AUGCCAGUUAAUUUAGUGGCAGCGAGUGAAUCAUCAAAGAGUGUGAAACACCCUUGGACUUGUUUACUGACAAGGCACUAUAGGCCCCAUCUCACCAUGGCCAUUGCCAUUCCAGCCUUCCAACAACUCACUGGCAUGAAUGUCAUAACAUUCUACGCUCCUGUUUUGUUCAAAACCAUUGGUUUUGGUGCCAAUGCUUCACUAAUGUCUGCUAUGAUCACCGGAGGUUGUAAUGCUGUUGCCACCCUUGUUUCCAUUGCAUCGGUUGACAAGUUCGGGAGACGUACUCUUUUCUUAUUUGGUGGGGCUCAGAUGUUCGUGUGUCAGAUGUUGAUAACAGUGGCAAUUGCAUAUAAGUUUGGAAUAAAUGGAAACCCUGGUGUGUUGCCAACGUGGUAUGCUACAGCUGUGGUGGUAGCUAUUUGCGUGUAUGUUGCGGGAUUUGCAUGGUCUUGGGGUCCUUUGGGGUGGUUGGUUCCCAGUGAGAUUUUUCCUCUUCAAGUUCGAUCUGCUGCUCAGAGUAUCAAUGUUUCCACCAACAUGAUCUUCACCUUUGCCAUUGCUCAAAUUUUCACUGCCAUGCUAUGCCACAUGAAGUUUGGAUUGUUCAUUUUCUUUGGAUUUUUUGUAGUAGUCAUGAAUGUGUUCAUCUACAAGCUUUUGCCAGAAACUAAAGGAGUUCCAAUAGAAGAGAUGUAUUGCGUGUGGCAAAAACACCCUUACUGGAAAAGAUUUGUCAAGCCGGCUGAGAACCAACCUCACUCUGACUGUUAG
This is a messenger RNA of Cajanus cajan (pigeon pea), 774 nucleotides long. NCBI's taxonomy places the organism in Eukaryota, Viridiplantae, Streptophyta, Magnoliopsida, Fabales, Fabaceae. The record is from RefSeq and is a predicted model, not a curated record.